Molecule: messenger RNA, 2142 nt
Organism: Theobroma cacao (cacao)
Lineage: Eukaryota; Viridiplantae; Streptophyta; Magnoliopsida; Malvales; Malvaceae
Gene: ROPGEF3
Product: RHO guanyl-nucleotide exchange factor 3
Molecular function (GO): guanyl-nucleotide exchange factor activity
Source: RefSeq, a predicted model, not a curated record
CACCAGGCCUUCAUAAAUAUUCAUGUACAACUAAGCCACACUCUGCAUGUUCUCUAUCAGCAAGCCAAUACUCGUUCAACCGAAGAAAGCCAAAACUUUUGGCAACGUUUCGAAUCAAAACCCAAUCUUUCUUUUCUUCUGUUCAUUUGCUUGAUACCACCGAUUCCGAUACUGGGUCUUUCUUGUUUUGAUCGGAAAAGAGAAGGACCCUGCAAUUGGACGGUCGAGAUUCCUCGAUCAUGGCAAGUUGGUGACAUGGAUUUGCCAAAAGAAAGUGUUUCUUUUGGAAAGAAAAGGUUAGAGAAGGGGAGAAAGAAGAGCUUGGGAGGGAACUGUUUCAAACAGUCCCCAGACUGCUAAGCUUUCUUCGACGGUUUCGAAUUCAAAAUUCUAUAUUUGACAACCUCUAAAGAGUUGAGUUGUAACAAGGCUCAAAUGGACAGCAUGUCAAAUUCUGAUGAAAAUUAUGAUCUGGGAUAUCAGCCUUCUCCUUCUUCUAUUGAUCAAAAUGAUCAAUCAACUACAGGAACUCCAGGGCACUCACCGCUGAGUGGUGAUUCUUUCGUGUAUUGUCGGACUUAUUCUGAGACCUCUGCAUUUUCAGACCCUGUUGAUAAUCACAGUUGUUGUAGUGAAGCUUCACCUUCUCACUGGCCACCCACAAGAUCCGGGGCUCAGAAUCAAGCUGUUCUUAGCAGGCUUGGAACGAAGCAGCGAAAAAGUAAUGCGGAUGACAAGCUUGAUGAUCAGGAGUCAUUGGAUUUAGAGCUUGAUAUGAUGAAGGAAAGAUUUGCAAAACUUUUACUUGGAGAAGACAUGUCAGGAAGUGGGAAAGGGGUCUGCACUGCGGUUACAAUCUCGAAUGCCAUAACCAAUCUCUAUGCAACUGUCUUUGGGCAAAAUUUGAGGUUGGAGCCUUUGAACCCCGAAAAAAAGGCACUGUGGAAAAGAGAAAUGGACUGUCUUUUAUCUGUCUGCGAUUACAUUGUGGAAUUUUCUUCCAAAUCACAGAAUUUGUGUAAUGGAACAGCUGUUGAGAUAAUGGAGAGCAGACAAAGAUCAGAUAUUUAUAUCAAUCUUCCUGCACUGAGAAAGUUGGAUGCAAUGCUCAUUGAAAUACUGGAUAGCUUCCAGGACAGAGAAUUCUGGUAUGCAGAGCAAGGGAGCAUGUCCUCGAAUUCGACUCGUACUGGCUCCUUUCGAAGGGUUGUUCAGAGAAAUGAUGAGAAAUGGUGGGUUCCAGUGCCAUGCGUUCCUCCAACUGGUCUCUCUGAGAAAGCAAGGAAGUGCUUGCGACACAAACGUGACUGUGCUAAUCAAAUUCACAAGGCAGCUAUGGCUAUCAACAGUGGUGUUCUUGCUGAGAUGGAGAUUCCAGACUCAUACAUGGCAUCCCUUCCAAAGAGCGGAAGAGCCAGUAUUGGAGACCCAAUUUACCGCUUCAUGUACACGACAGAAAAAUUCUCCCCUGACUACCUGCUUGAUUGUCUCAAUAUAGCAUCCGAACAUGAGGCACUUGAGCUUGCAGACCGCGUUGAAGCAUCAAUGUAUACAUGGAGACGUAAAGCAUGCAUGAGCCACUCAAAAUCAUCAUGGGGAAUGGUAAAGGACCUCAUGUCUGAUGUUGAUCGAAGUGACAAGAAUCAUAUAUUGGCUGAAAGAGCAGAGAGCUUGUUAUUUGCCUUGAAGCAGAGGUAUCCUGAACUUGCACAGACGUCAUUGGACACAUGCAAGAUUCAAUACAAUCGGGAUGUGGGGCAAGCAAUCCUGGAGAGCUACUCAAGAGUUUUAGAAGGUCUUGCUUUUAACAUUGUUGCUUGGGUUGAAGAUGUCCUUUUUGUAGACAGAACAAUAAGAAACCAAGAGUAAACUAAAUGGCAAGCAGGAAAACUAUCAAAGAGGGCUAGCUCAACCCCAAAGUCAUCUCUGGCUGUUCAUUCGUUCAACAAUUUUUGCUGAAUCCAUUUUGCAAGAAGCCAAGAACAUAAUCUGGUUGAGAAACCUGGCAAUUUUUAUUUAUAGUUUCAUGCAUAUUGUAAUUGCUGUUACAUGGGAACCAAUUUGUACAUUAGCAUCAAUUCAAGGAAAUCAUGCAAUUCUAUCCCCCCACCAUUUCUUUUCAUUGGGUUCCUAUUCAUGAAU